Molecule: messenger RNA, 1035 nt
Organism: Capsella rubella
Lineage: Eukaryota; Viridiplantae; Streptophyta; Magnoliopsida; Brassicales; Brassicaceae
Exons: 2
Coding region: 1-1035 (344 amino acids)
Source: RefSeq, a predicted model, not a curated record
AUGAAUUACCGCGAAGAGAGUACUUACAAGAAAAAGAAGGAGCUAAAGGAGAACGAACUAAAGAAGAAGAUGGCUGCUGCGCUGACGGACGCCAAAGCCAAAGUUCCCUCGAAGGAGAGUUCCUCCAGUUCGGCCGCUCCCCCGGAAGGCACGGGUCGCGAGGUGAUCACUCUGCCCAACAGCGACCUUAGUGCUGAAUCUCCUACCGCUCGUCAGCUCCUGAAGAGGGCCAAGCCAGCGGGUCCAAGAAGCGGAAAGCUGCAGAGCCCGCACGACCGGUACGUGCGAGCUCAAAGCCCCGAACUGAGGAAAAGGCUUAUGAAACCCCUGCUUCGAAGGGUUCCUUGCCCACGGCCCCGAGUUCUGCUGACCCGAAGGGAGCUCCGAAGCGCGAACUUCCAGAUCGCCGAAGCUUCCUUGGAAACCUACCAAGACAAGGUUCAACUGGCUGGGGAUCUAUACCUAAAGUCUACCACUGCCGAGACAGAGGCGAAGAAGGAGCUCCAGGAGAUCAAGCUCAGGAAUCAGCUCCUGGAAGCAGGGAACAGCUCCGAGAUGGAGAGGGUGCGGAGAGAGGAACGGAGGAAGACGCAAGCCAAGCUUCGAGAUACAAUCGACAAGAUUGGAGCGCUUCUCGAAGACCAUGACCGCCUAAUCCUUCACGCGAUCCGAGCUGCUGAGAUCACCGCCAACCAGAUGCUAGUGGAGGAGAUCGAGAAGGGCGAGAUUGCCGACCUGAAGGAUGAGCUUGAAACCUUGAAAGCCGACAAGAGGGGUGUUUGCCUAGAGGCUGAGAAGGUAAAAGACUUAACGUUUCACCCUGCGUCAUUUUGCUCCUGCUCCCCUUAUGAUCGAGGAGCUACGUCUGACUCCCCUGUUGUGCCGAACCAGGAACUGGAAGCAAUUCAGUCGGGCCUGAGCAAGGAGGUAUUCGCUCCUAUCAACCCCGGAGGUGGUGAAGCUCUCGCGGUCGAGGCAACCGGCGCUCCUUUGGCUCGCUCCGAAGACCAUGCUGCGGACUCCGAACUCGCUUGA